GCACUGCAGCCAGUGCAGGAUAGUAUGUCAGCAAAUCUACUCAGUUCGUGCCCCAGGCCACUGAGCAGGGCAUUUUUUUGUUUUCCUGUUGUACUGUACCUAGGCUACAUGUAGGUAGCUGAGCGGGCCGCGGGCUACAGCUGCACCAGAUUUUCCGAAAACAGGCUGCAAUAUCUCAUCAGCCAUAGAGAUCGUGGUUUUGUGUAUGUCGUAUGUUAGCAAGUUCUUUCUUGCUCUGGAAAGAUGUCUAUGGCUAGGAAAGGAAAAGGCAAGAAGGGAGGUGUUGCCACUGUGCCAUUCGCACGAGGUUUCAAACCACCUGCGGCAGCAGCCAUCAAACGUGCACUUGGAAAGCUGGACGUGCCCAAUGCAGCGUAUGAGGAUGAUGACCGGGCGCCUUUCUUUCACCCUGUGCCGAAGCCAACCUGUGAGGAUGACUGGCUGGCUCAGUACAAUGAAACUGGACAAACGUUUGAUGAGUUUAUUGAACAAUGCCCCUGGCUCUCUAGUCGACGCCUCAAAUACAUGAAGCAAACCUUCAAUAAAUCAGGCAGCAAUCUGGUGGAAAAGUACCCUGAUGGCAAGAUCUACCUACUCCCGUUGGGUUCAUUUGGCGAUGAAAUGCCUAGCGAACAAUUUGAUAAGCUUGCUGAGUACACACGUGCAUUCUUUGGCUCAGUGCCGGUUGUGCAGCUACCUGAAGUUGGGCUGGAUAUGAAUAAAAGUACAGUGUACUGGAAUGGUGAAGUCAGAACUGAAGCAGAGAGUGACAGUGAUAGGCAUGGAGUCCCGGCUUCUUCUGGGGCCGGGGCAUCACCACCUGCAAAGCGACGCAAGGCAUCCCGUGACGGCGGGGCUACAAAGGUGCGACGCCAUCCGUUAUCGGCGCGUUUUCAUCGGACGGACGAUGGCACCAGUCGCGUUCAGCUUCGUGUGGACGGUGUGUUGGAGCAACUUCGUCACAACAUACCUGAUGAUGCGCUGUGCCUGGUAGCACUGACAAUGGCAGAUCUGUUCGACACCAAGCCUGACCUGUUUGUUGCUGGCAUGGCAGCUGGGGCACGGCGUGUUGCUGUCUUUAGCUUCUUUCGGUACCACCCGGAAAUCCGCUUCUCAUCAGAGUUUUGGUACGAUGUGUGGCGCGAGGAUUCCGGCAGUGCGGCAGUGUUACAAGAAACACUUCUACUGCGCAGCUGCCGUCUACUGGUGCAUGAAGUAUGUCAUCUGCUCGGAGUCGAUCACUGCAUAUUCCAUGCCUGCUGUAUGAAUGGAUCUGGCCACCUCCAGGAGGACUUCAGUCAGCCCAUGCAACUAUGCCGUGUGGAUCUUCGCAAGCUGCAAGUUCUGUGCGGAUUUGACGUGUUGGAUCGCUAUAGAAAGCUGGCCGAUUUCUUUCAGCGCAACAACCUGAGCAGUGAGUAUAACUGGUACCAGCGACGAAUCAAAUUCAUAGAAGAUCACGGAGACACGUAGUGGCACACCCGUUAGUACCGAUCGUAACUUUGCAUGGCCAGGGAACUCCUCAUUCGCUCUUGGAGAUAGCACUGAGAAGUAUGUGAGUUCUAAAACCGUUGUCUGCUGGCCAGGGCUUUGGGGAUAGACCGCUACCUGCAGUCAUUGGACUCGGGAUGAGGCUGGGUCCAGGUUAGUUGAUUACGCGUAGUUAACAGUGGCUACAGUGACACUACAGUAUAUCAUACCUUGCUCAACGGACUAACAGUUACUACAGCCCUGUGCUGUGAUAUUAGAUCAUCAAAGAGUUUUACCAGGACAUAGUGUUGGAUCUUACUUCAAAGGAGUCUUCCCAAUUCUAUGUUUGAAAACUGUGUUUGGACCCCUCUAUGCCCAAUACAUGAAUUUAUUUUCUUCUACAGUCCAUUUCAAAACUAUAGACGCGUACCUAGGCAAAAACCGUUAUGCCAGCAUCUAUACCACAUAAAAUCUGUGAUCACUUUGUGCAUAAAUUUUUCCAAAUUGGGCGUCUGUUAUCCAAUCCUUUAGAAACUAUAUGAGAGUAAUUGUGGAGCGAUCUUGAGCAAUAUUCCGAAAACUAUUCUCAAAAAGUUCCAGCCAAAUUUGAAAUAUUUCAAAAACCCUACGCGUCUAUAGUUUUGAAAUGCACUGUAGUUCUUAGCAAUGAUUUUUAGGAUUUUGGGUCUGACUUACCACUACUUCCCGUACUUUUCUGCUUUCUACAGAUUUUAGCCAUAUCCUUUUAGAUCAUAUCUCUUUUGAAUUUUAUAUCAGUUGUACGUUUUAUGUCGGGCUGGACCCACUACUCUGAGAGCCUUCUGUGUCAUCGUUUUUCUUUGUAUUAUCACAGCUGUAUAUGAACUGUAA
Molecule: messenger RNA, 2340 nt
Organism: Sycon ciliatum
Lineage: Eukaryota; Metazoa; Porifera; Calcarea; Leucosolenida; Sycettidae
Exons: 5
Coding region: 244-1473 (409 amino acids)
Biological process (GO): proteolysis
Molecular function (GO): metallopeptidase activity
Source: RefSeq, a predicted model, not a curated record